AUUGAACGACGCCCAUGCCUACUGCCGGAGCCACGACGGGUUCCUGCCUUCCCAGACGCACCUGGACACGCUCAGGCGCCUCCGCAACUCCCUCACGUGGACGGCACUGGCACCCUUCCACGGGCACUACCAGUGGCUCUCGCACUGCCCAGCAACCUCCGCAGCUCCCAGCCAGUUCGUGAUGUGGAAGGAGAGGCCCGAGCUCUGGUCCCGCGACUGCAGCGCCUUCAACGUCACCGCCGCCAUGUUCCUGCUCGUCCCGUGUUCGAUGCGUCUGCGCUUCGACUGCGUUCUCUCCCGAGCCUCUUUCGAAGCAGAUGAGAUCGACUACGAGGACGUGGAGCUUCGAGUGAGCGGAAACAUAAGCGGCGCGCACAGCUGGCUCGAGGUGGACGACGAGAACUACGAGCCACUCACGUGCGUCGCCGUCAGGAAGUCCACCGGCUUCCCGCUCGACCCUCAGCCGCCCGUCUUCUGGAGCAAGGAUGGGGUGUAUUCGGGUUACUGCGAUAACAGCAUACUACCAGCCACCGUCCACGACCCCACCAAGUCCGACUCGAUCCUCCCUGGCAUAUCGGAAAAGAGCGACUCGAUUGUAGUGAGUCAGGGGACAGUAUGGUGCGAGACGUGGGUUCCGCGUUCAACGGCGCGCAUCGCCAGUAAACAGGUUCUUGUCACGCUGAAGGACUGGCUGGUUCUAAUCUUCAACGCCCACGUAGAGGAGCCUCCGGGACGAACAGUGGAGGAUGCCAGGAGAUCGCUACAAGCCAUCUUUAGGACUCAGUUUGACAAUAUAUCCAACUAUAUAAUGGAUCCAAUAUCAGUCGACAAAAGACCAAAUUUAGAUGGGACAAAAGUAUUUGCCAAUUAUAGUUUUCAUCUUCAUAUACCGAAGAAAGAUUUAGGAAGUUUGUUGGAUAAUCUAAGACACUUUCAACUCAAGAAACUCACAUACGAUGAAAUUUUCAGGGAAAAUCAGAGAUAUGGAUAUUUAAAUUCAUCUCAUGUAGCUUUUCCAGUGUUUUGCCUGAGACAUAAAGAAAUCUUAGAGGACGGGAGAGAAAUCGAAUGGCCUUUCACGGAGGUCGGUUAUGUUUUUCCAAAAAACUGGAGAUGUAGAGUCAAAUAUGGAAAGCUUUCUCCUGGGGUGUGUAUGUGGAACUACAACCAUGGGGCACACAUACAGUUCGACUCUUCCCAGUGCACGUGGACUGACCUCUGCCCAGAAGGAUACAGGGCAGUGGCUAAAAAGCACUGUGUUAAGAUUUCAGCACCUGACACGUGGGAUGCUGGGUUUGGUGCAACAUAUAAAACUGGUCUGGAGAACAGCGUGCUUGAUAAGUUCUCCUUCAUGAAGCGAACCAGAGGGAGAAAUCUAUAUGAAGCUGUCCAGAAGCUGUUAAAUGAGAGCGAAACUGGUAGCAAGAUAUGGCUACCCACAAGGCGUAAACGGCCACUUAGCCCUUUGUUGUUCAUGGGCCCUAACAAAACCGAUUUUACCUACAAUCCUAAUGAAUUCAUUUCAUGGGAGAGUGGUCAUCCUCGUAUAGAUUAUGAAUGCUUGGCUCUGGACACAAACAAUAACUCACUGCAGACUUCAAACUGUAAUACGCAUUUACCUUUUGUAGCUGUGAUUGAGAGCAACUUCCUGACAGAUAAGAUCAGCAGAUGGCCUUUGCUAAUCAAGGGCAGUCUUUUAUGCCCGACUGGAUGGAAUACUACUAUAUUUAAAGGUAAAGACGAAACAUGCUUCAAGUUGUUCCAGGUCAAGCAAAAUCUGACAUGGCCUGAAGCCAGCCAGUUUUGCGAAGAUUUGGAUGCACAGUUACCCACGCCCUAUGUAGGAUUUCUAGACUGGGUUUAUCGCCAGUAUUUGUUCUUGAAUAAGGUGCCAAAUGUCUGGAUGGGAGUAGAAUGGAGAAAUGAACGUCUACUCUAUAGCGGUUCUGAAGAGAACCUGAACUGGCUAGCUGAUACAGACUACUCGCAGCCUUAUGGUGUUCUGGAACAGAAUGGCUGGAAACUUCAGGGAAGAAAGGAAGGUAAACAUCAUAUUCUCUGCCAGAAAAUAAUCUCUCCAAGAGUAGCUAUGCAACUUCAGGUCCACGAGCCAGAGUCUGUAGGUUCACAGACCAUGUGUAUUGAUGCAGAACCCCAGACCCUCUUGGCUGACGGGGAUUAUAUCCACCCACGCUGUUAUGUCAAUGGGGAAUUUACCCAUCAUGAGCGCACAGAAGAUUCCGGUUGCCAGUAUGAGCUGAAACUGAGUGGCCAGGGUUACUACCAGUGCCAGGCUUGGGCUCAUCCGCCUUUCUCAUUCGUUAAGUCAAACGUUAUUUUGCACAGGGACCCAGCGACACAUACCUUCGUCAUCACUCUCUUCCAGGAUAAACCUUACGUGCCCCGGCGUCACGACAGCUCCUUCAUGUUGACGAAUAGAUCGAACAGGGACUCCGAUACUUGUGCUGAAGUUUUCAUGGCAGAUUUGAGGAGUACUGACUUAACUGACAGAUUCCGGUUUACAGAUAAAAAUUUCUUCUAUAUGCCAUCUCCUACUGAGAUGAAGCUUCUGCACAAUUUCCAUCUUGAGUGUGAGAUUAAAGAUACAAAUACAUUUCUUAUGCCAGAGAAGACUUUGUUGAAGACUCUGAAUGAGAUGCUUCCUAUGGGAAAGACUUUCUCUGACUGCAGACUUUGGGACCUCCGAAGUACGCAGGGUUGUUUGAGGGACGUCACACAAGAUUUUGGCUCAGGCACCACUAAAGAACUCACUUGGCCUUCAACAAGCGGAAAUGCCAUAGUGCUUCCUGAACAGUUAUGCAUUACAGCUGAAGGGGAACCUGUCACACGAGAGUGCCUUGGAGACUUCUUUGUAGGAUACUACUGGGGUCCUCCAUCGAACAACUGCACAGGAGAUCCUUCAUACAUUACUCGAGAGCUCUGGAAGAUUAGUACAAAUCCCAAACACUUAAGUGAAUCCUCUGAACUGACCGUCCUCACUGCCAACAGCACUUCACUCCAGCCUGCUGACAUUCACUUCGUUGCCCAGACACUAGAUGCUUUCUCCAGAGAUGAAGAUAUUUCCAGUUUCGAUUUGGAAGACAUCGUCGGAAUUAUGAAUAAUGUCAUGGCGGCAAAUGAAACUGCAUUUGAACCAGUUCAGUGGAAGUUGAAUUCUUCGAGCACAAUCCUUGAAGCUUUCGAAAAGAUGACGUUUAAGGUCCAGUUACCAAGGGAAAAAGGCGACCAGGCCAAAAACUCCUCAAGGGAAUUUAUAUCCGUUGAGCGUCUGGAUCUUGAGGUAAACUCGACCAUCAUCGGUUACAAGUCACGCCAGUUGGCCGGUAAAGAGAGACACGGCGAGACACUUAUAAAGGGCGUCAAUGAACUGGACCUCGACGAUGCCGAAGCAGCUAUUCUUCUUCCCAGUAACUUGACCUUCACCGUUGCUGGGGACAUAGGUCAAGGGAGGUCAGUGGAGAUAGAGGAAGAGAAGGUGCAGGUAACUUUCGCCGUUUACCGUAAUGAGAAGUUGUUUCAGGAGAAUUUAACCAACUAUACCGUAAACAGCCAUAUCAUUCAGGCAACAUACAAAGGAAAGAUCGUCAAAAACUUAAAGGACCCAAUCAAAAUCUAUUUCAAGCCAUUGAAGAGCGGAAAUGAUACCGUUUGUGUGUACUGGGACUUUGCCAAAAAUGGCGGGAGAGGUGGGUGGUCAAGUGACGGAUGCUGGCGGGGACCGCGAGAGAAAAAUCACGACAUUUGUCACUGCAAUCACCUCACCUGUUUCGCCCAGCUCAUAAACUACGACGAAAACAGUAGCUUCUCAGGCACCGAUGCCCUAGUUCUCGAUAUCAUAACGACCGUUGGUUGUUGUCUUUCCAUCUUCGGCCUCCUCUUAGUCUUCACGACAUUCUUCCUCUUCAAGAAGUGGCGCCGCUCGCUGAGUAACAAGAUCUUGGUAAAUCUGUCGUUCUCGGUGUUCUGCAGCAUGGUCGUCUUCCUCGCCGGGAUCAAACAGACUUGGAACGUCACGCUGUGCCGCGGGGUGGCCGUCGGCCUCCACUACUUCAUCCUGGCCUCCUUCGGCUGGAUGCUGGUCGAGGCGGUCCACCAGUACCUGAAGUUUGUCAAAGUUGUGGGCACAUACAUUCCGAGGUUCCUGUGGAAAGCGUCCGUGUGCGCGUGGGGCAUCCCCGUCCUGCCCAUAUUAGCGGUGCUGGUAAUUGACAGUUCGUUGUAUGAUUACAAUGUCGAUAAGAGCAAUGACGUCCUUAUCUGCUGGAUGUCGGUAAACGCUUUUAAAUACGCUUUUCUCCCUCCUCUUGUGCUUACUAUGACUGUGAACUUAAUAAUGUUCAGUCUGAUCAUCCACGGGGCCGUGUGUGGCCGAGCGAGAGUCAAUUCCACGAUGUCGGAGCGAACGCUGUUCAUGAACCAGCUUCGAAUGGCCGUCUGCGUGUUCUUCCUCUUGGGCUUCACGUGGAUCUUCGGCCUCCUCGCCAUCAAGGACCUCCGGCCCACCUUCUCGUACCUGUUCUGCAUCUUCAACACUCUCCAGGGCUUCUUCAUCUUCCUGUUCCACGUGUGCCGCGAGCGCAGCGCCAGGAGGAUGUGGAGGGACUUCCUCUCCGUCCUGACGAAGGACCCGGUCUCCUCCUCGCCGGGGAACUCCUUCAACCCGGUCCACUCAGGGCACCACCGCGGCCACCCGGACAGCGUGUCCUUCGACAAGUGCGGCGGGAUCCUCGUCCUGCCCCGUGGCCCCCCCAUCCGCUCCCACCUCAGGUCCUCCCACCGCGCCAGCCUCCUGUCGGCGCGCACGGCCUCCACGCUCAUUCCCUCCUCUCGCGCCAGCUUCAACCCCUGAGGCUCCGUUCCUUCGCCCUCCGCCCAAACGCCUUCGGAAUUCCAGUGCAAAGUUCAAAGACAAUAUCGUAUCCUGUGUUAGAUUUUUUUUUUUUUUUUUUUUUUUUUUUGACAUAGAUUUAUAAGAAAAUGACUCUAUGGUAUUUAUAUGGUAUUUAAAGUAUCAUUCUUAAAUACCGUGAGUUCUCGAAGACAAUAUUUUUCUAUAAGCAUCCAAGGUCAAUGGGUUUCCAUAUCUGAGGCUUCUUUGUACUUAAUAAUGCUGGUAUUUCCAUUGCGUCAAAUGUACAAGCUGUGUAAUAUAAGUUAUUUAUACCAUCGAUUUUUCUAAGUAAAUCUAUAAUACUCACCGAAUACAGUGACUGCCAUUUGUAAAUAUUAUUUUAAGCUAAAAAAAAACAACUAAUCUAACCUUUACUGUUUAUACAUAUAUGUAAUUUUUAUAUAAAUGUUGUAUAUAAA
Molecule: messenger RNA, 5331 nt
Organism: Penaeus vannamei (Pacific white shrimp)
Lineage: Eukaryota; Metazoa; Arthropoda; Malacostraca; Decapoda; Penaeidae
Source: RefSeq, a predicted model, not a curated record